AUCAUUUUUGUCCCUCUUGACCUACCAUACCUCACUCAGUGUGACAUCACCAUUUUGUUGUCUGAGUCAGCUUCAAGCUGACAGAGUCCUAAAACAGGAAGAUUCUCACUGACGGGCUGGAUUGCAGAAGCUUACAGAGAUCUAAAAAGAACCUCCUGUUAUAUUGAGGGAUCCAUCUGAGCAGUAAGAGCUUCCUGUUAAGGGAGACAAAAUGUUGAACUGAGCAGGAAAUUACUCUCUUACUGACUUCCUUGUUUCAGCUAAAACCAGAUCUGUUAUCAUGGCUAAUGUGAAACCAUGCCGAAACGAGUAUACCCAGGAAACUGUACGCCUCUCCUUAGCAGGACAACGUUUUGAUGAUCCGAAGAAAACGCAGUCGGAGAAUCAAAUGUGAUCCUGUUGACUUCUUUUCUCUGCCCAAAACCACUUGGCACCUACGCCUUAGAAUGAAUAAUACAGGACAGGAAAAUCAAGGGACAGGACUGAGAGAGGUAUUUGACAUUCUGGUCAAGCUACCUUCAGAGCGAUUGCUCAGCCUGACUAUCCAGCUCGGUGAGUCUCCUGAAGACACGAUCAUACACGCUUUGUGUCUGACCAUCGCCCAAAAAGAGGCUGAGGCCCUGAGGAAGCUCCAGAUUCUGGAGGACAACCCCCUCGCUAACCAUCUGGCUGAAAAGUGGCGCUCGGGUGGAGGUAAAUUAGUUGAUUUUGGAGCUCAUUGUAGUCAAUUUAAAGCCAAGACAGGAGAAUCUCUUAUAUCGCUGGCUCGAAUUUUUAAAGUUUUGUCUGAAAAAAGGUUGUGCGAUCCAAUUCUAAGGAACCUGGCUUAUAAGAGAGCCAUUUCCAGUGAAUCCUUGAAGACAAACUACUGUGGUUAUCUGGAAUAUAAUCACUUUAGAGAAGAAGCUGAAGCUGUAUGUGGGCCUCAAUUUGCAGACUUGAUGUGCUCCUCCUCUGAUCUCAAAUCAGAAUCUUCCCUCGAUUCAAACAGAACCCUGAAUGAGCAAAAUGCUGUGUCUCGGGGUGAGUCUACAAACAUUCACUGCCUUCCCAGCCCUUUGCAGGAGAGUCCCUCUGAGGCUUCAUACCCGUCUCAUCUUGAGAUAAGUCCUCCUGUAACAGUGUCUUUUCAAGGGGACAAAGCAGCUGCAGAAACAUCAGGAAACCCAAACGUCCCAGCACAAAUUCAGUCAAGAGAGCUUCAGCACACCUCAGCUGGAACGUCACUGUUUGGAGCAGAAAAAGACAUUAGGACAGAUGAAGCAUCAACAAAGCAUAAAUUGCAAAUUAACGAGAGUGGAGUCCAAUCGUACAGACCCAACACUGAGACCAAAUCAAUCCUACCGUCUGCUACACACAUUAAUCUGCCAAACACCUCUGGUCCAAAGAGCACACAUCAAAGCAGAGAAGCUGGGGAAGAAGAGGAGGAAGAGGAAAUAUUUUAUGCAUUUGUCAUCUUGCAUGCUCCAGAAGAUGAAGAUAUGGCAGAAAGCAUGAAGGAAAAACUUGAGGCGGUCAUCGGUACCACAGGGGCAACUUUCUCAGAGGAGUUUGCUACCCUAGGAAAGAGCACUCUGAAUUGCGUGGAGGACGCCAUUAACAACUCUGCCUUCACCUUCCUGCUGCUUACACGCAACUUCAACUCACAAAUGAUACAAUUGGAGACCAACAUUGCUCUCAUCAACUCUAUAAACAAGAAACACAAAUUUAACACCGUUAUCCCCCUGUUGCCUCUGGACAACUGCAUGCCCAAACAGAGAAUGCCCCUCACUCUGCAGACGUUGGUGCCGCUGGACGAGAAGAAAAACUUUACGCGAAAACUCAAAAAGUGUUUUGAUAAAGCAAAGAUUGAAAAACAGAGAAGGAUCUGGACUGAGGAGCAGAGAGUGAGGAGGCAGGAAAAAGAGGGGCUAAAUCGUUGCAUGGAGCAACAGCUUGUUCUUGAAGCCAGUGUACGACGAGAGCAGGACCCUGGUGAUCCAAGGCCUUGGCCUGUACUGCCAGGGUCAAACAUUCACAUUAAUAAUGCAAACUACGUUAUGAUCGGGAAUGAAUCUAAAAUGACUGUGGGUGUAGGGGCAAGUGCUGACAAAGAUGAUCUGAGUUAAAGAAAGAAAGAGGUUUUAACACUAAAAAUGUUAAAAUUGGAACAGAUGUGUGGUUUUCACUGCAAAUUACUACUGCAUUCAAACUUGCAUACAAAUGAAGUCAAUAAAAGGGUUAAAUCAGCAGUUCUAUAUUCUACAUAAAUGUUAGGACACAUUUUGAAUGAAGCAGAUGUUAAUCUUUAAAUAUAGGAAAAGACUGUCACCUACUGACUAAAAUUGGAUCUACAGUCUCAGAUCCACUCAAUUGUACGAACUCUGUUUGGACGCUAGGGGGCUCUACUGUCAAACUUUUCUCAUUGCCUUUCACAGGAUGAAUUACCCUAAUAAUGUCCUUCUAUUUUUGGUAGAGAACAUAUUGUUUGCAAAUUAAAUGUUUACAAAAAGAGCCCGGGGAAGUUUUGCUUUGUCAAGUUUGCUUUGAAGGGGCAACAGUUUGACACAUCUGUAACUAGAUAAUACCUGUUUUGAUCUGUGAUCCAGUCGUGUUUUAGUGGAAAGUGGUUCCAGAUUUUAGGUAAAUUCUAACAACUACUGUGCAAUCAAUGACCCACACAUGUCUGCAGACAUUAGCAGGAAUAUUGCAAUGCAGUAAUCGCAAUCUCUUAUGUUGCUAAGAACCAUGUCUCUUUUUACAUACUUUUAUUUGCCCCGGAAGUUCUAUUAGAUUAUAAAUCUGUUUUACAUAGGAGAUCCUAGAAUCCCCACAAAAUAUUUUUAUCUGCAUCCGGACAUAUAGUCAAAAUCAUCAAUUAAAAGACAGGAUUAAUAACAUUUUGCAUUAAUAACUCUGAACCCGGCCUUCAGACUCAGAAAGCUGGGGUCAGUCGGUCAGUGAUGAAUGCGUGCCUGGAGGGGAUAAGUCAGGGAAGAAGGAACAUCUCCAUCUGACAGAUCAACAUAGGUCCAGAUCUGCUUUAACCCCCAGAAAGAAAGAAAAAGUGAUACGUUGGUAUUUUAUAUAUUUUUAAAGAAAUUAUUGCUGCUGAAAUCAGAAUUUGUUUGAUAUAACAAGAUUUAAUUGGUGUCAUUUGUCACCAACUUGCAAAUAAAAAGAAAAGUAUUCAGACUUCUUCUGACACAGACAAAAAGAUUAAACGCUCAACAUAUGUUUGAUAUAGGACAGGAGUAAUACUACACCAUGUUAUGGAGGGAACAAAACACAUUAGAUAGGCACACCUGCAUAACAAAAAUCCCUAAUAAGCGUGUGGAGAAUCAAAACUCUUAUCUCCAUUUCAGCUGUUUUAAAUUCCUCUAUGAGCCUUGUAAUUAUUCUGAAUUGCAGGAAGACUGAUCCUGUCACCCGUCUGGAUGUGGCCAUUCAUUCCAGUAUCUGAGAAUGUUCCACAGUUUGAAUAAGAGUGAAGCUGCAGCUCUCUUCUAAAGAGAUCUGAGAAACUGUGUUGUGUACUAAUACGUGUAAGGGCUAUUGCGAGAGAAAAUCAAUAUAUUCAAGCAUCGAAGCAUGGUGGUGGUAACCUCAUGGUAUGAAGGUAACUCCUAUUACCUGUAUAUUUUAGGAUCCAGUUAAAGUUAUUUUAUUGUUUGCUUUUAAAUCUCUUAAUGGGUUGUCCCCCCCUUACUUCUCUGAGCUCCUACAGCUACAUAUACCUGCCCACUCCGUUAGGUCUGCUGACCAGCAGUUCCCUAAAGUGCCAAAAACUAAGCAUAAACCUAGAGGUCGCCACGCUUUUUCUGUAGUUGGUCCAAAAAUGUGGACUAAGCUGCUGUCACAUGUUAGAUAGGCCUCAUCGCUCUGCGAGUUUUAAAGCUUUAAAACACACCUAUUUGCAAAAGCGUUUUGUAUUUCCUUUAGAGGUUGGCUUUAAUUUUCUUUUUUUCCUUUUUAAUUGAUCUUAAUUCCUAGGGUGUACAUUCUAACUUGCCUGUUUUUAACCUGUCUUUUUCCUGUAUGUUUUAUUUGCAAUAUUUGCAGCACUUUGUGAACCUUGGUUUGUCUUAAAGUGUUUUACAAAUAAAGAUGUUAUGGUACUAAA
Molecule: messenger RNA, 4102 nt
Organism: Girardinichthys multiradiatus
Lineage: Eukaryota; Metazoa; Chordata; Actinopteri; Cyprinodontiformes; Goodeidae
Gene: ticam1
Product: toll-like receptor adaptor molecule 1
Exons: 2
Coding region: 357-2108 (583 amino acids)
Biological process (GO): positive regulation of canonical NF-kappaB signal transduction; positive regulation of myeloid dendritic cell cytokine production; positive regulation of cytokine production involved in inflammatory response
Molecular function (GO): protein kinase binding
Source: RefSeq, a predicted model, not a curated record